This is a messenger RNA of Vollenhovia emeryi, 2415 nucleotides long. RefSeq names its product serine/threonine-protein kinase PINK1, mitochondrial (gene Pink1). Gene Ontology annotation, biological process: protein phosphorylation; positive regulation of mitochondrial fission; autophagy of mitochondrion. The transcript is spliced from 7 exons. Gene Ontology annotation, cellular component: mitochondrion. Gene Ontology annotation, molecular function: ATP binding; protein serine/threonine kinase activity. The record is from RefSeq and is a predicted model, not a curated record. The coding region runs from base 216 to 2072 and encodes 618 amino acids. Lineage: Eukaryota; Metazoa; Arthropoda; Insecta; Hymenoptera; Formicidae.
AUGGAAAGUUACGAAAUACGUGUAUGUAUAUAUACAUACGUGUCUAUUAUAUUUUUGCUUAGUGCGCAGUAUUGGAUUUGUUUCGUUGAGCAAGUACUUAGUACAGAAUAAACGGUGUAAAGAUUGAGGUCUUCACGGCUCUACCACCCGCCUUCAAGGCGUAUCUGACUUACGGCUUUGCCCGCUGGGCUGUCCCGGUUAAAGAGAGCGGAGAAAUGUCAAUACGGGCGGUCGUUCAUCGUUUUGUGCAAAAUGGUCGCGUCGUAUUGCGCUUAUUACGAAAUAACGAGCGCUUCCAUUCAUCAGGGUACACGGCCAAACACCUCGACAAGAUACACGUUGCACAGACAGGCAAGUUCCAGAAUAGUGGCCUUCUUUGCCGAAAUACUGGCAAUGUAUGGAGUACAAGGAGACAUCUCGAUUAUUUAGGCACAAAUGCUCGACGCAUCUUCGUCGACAAUGUCUUGAAGAGGGUAACUAAUAGCCUGGCCGCAGAUUUACGAAGACGCACCGCAAGUAGACUCGUUUUUGGCGAUUCCGCACCAUUCUUCGCUCUCGUUGGCAUAUCAUUGGCAUCAGGUACAGGAAUAUUAACAAAGGAUGAUGAAUUGGAAGGAGUGUGUUGGGAAAUCCGGGAAGCAGUUUCGAAACUACGAUGGAAUAUGCCGCAAAAUGAUAAAAACUACCAAACUAUUUGUGUUGAUGAGAAUGCUGUAACUUUACAAAAUUUUGUAAUGGGACCUAUGAUUGCUAAGGGUUGUUCUGCUGCUGUAUACGCAGCACGAUUUGUAAUGAAUACUACACAGGACAAAGAUACCUCAACAGAUAUUGAUGUCAAAGCGAACGAUAUAAGUACGUUCCCGUUAGUUUUAAAAAUGAUGUUUAAUUAUGAUGCAGAAUCCAAUGCCGCUGCUAUUUUAAAAGCCAUGUAUAAGGAAACAGUGCCCGCUAAAAAGUAUUAUAGAAAUGAUAACUCGGCUAUUUGGGAGCAAAAACUGGCAGAAAAUAUGAUUGCAUUACCACCUCAUCCAAACAUCGUGGCAAUGUAUUAUGUCUUUACUGAUAAAAUACCGAUGUUACCUGGCUCUUGGGGAAUGUAUCCUGAUGCUUUACCAAGUAGAAUCAAUCCUCAUGGAUCAGGCAGAAAUAUGAGUUUGUUUUUGGUGAUGAAAAGAUAUGACGUUACCCUGAAACAAUAUAUAAUGAAUCAUAACAUUGAUAUGCGAGUGUCAAUAUUGUUGCUCGCUCAGCUUUUAGAAGCAGUCGCUCAUAUGAAUAUACAUGGCGUAGCGCAUCGAGAUCUGAAAAGUGACAACAUUUUACUCGAUCUAUCAGAAGAGACUGAUAAUUCUCCGUCAUUGGUUGUAACGGAUUUUGGCUGUUGUCUGGCUGAUAAAAAUCAUGGAUUGUAUCUGCCUUAUAACACUCAUGAUAUUGAUAAAGGCGGCAAUGUUACACUCAUGGCACCAGAAGUGAUAACAGCAGAACCUGGUCCUUUUACUAAUAUAAAUUACACAAAAGCUGAUCUGUGGACAAUAGGGACUAUAGCUUAUGAGAUAUUUGGGAUGCAAAAUCCAUUUUAUGGCGCAAAGGGUGAGAAAGCUCCUUUAAACAAUUAUGAUUAUGUUGAAAAUGAGCUUCCUGCAUUGCCAGAUAGCCUUCCACCUAUUAUCAGCACUGUUAUCAAAAAUGCGUUGUCAAGAAAUUUAUAUAAGCGACUUGAUAGCGAACUGGCAGCAACUAUAAUGCAACUAUAUCUAUGGGGACCUAGCUCGUGGCUGAAAAACGAGGCACAGUUACCAUCGAGCAACGAGAUUAUGCAAUGGCUUUUGUGUUUAACCACAAAAGUUCUUUGUGAAGGACGAAAAGAAAAUUUACCCCUGUCGUACGGCUUGGUCGUUGAUACAAAAGACGAUAUCAACAGACGAAACGCAUAUAAACGAACACUUUCGAUGCAUUCUUGUGGAAGACGGACAAUGCCAGAAUAUCAAUUAAUUGCAAGCUUUCUCGGCAGGGUAACACUUACCAAUGUUAAAAAUGCAUUAAGAUGGAUACAACGAAAUGUUUAUUGAAGAUAGUAUAUGUGUGUUGACGCACACACGUUUAUAAAACAAACAAUUCGGUCAUAAUGUUAUAUAGCAACUUAUUUACCUUCAGCAUAUCGAGAACAAUUUAAAACAUCCACCUUGACAAAUUCAAGAAUAUGUUAUUACACACGCACACGCACACACACACACACACACACACACACACACACACACACACACACACAUGCCCCCCCCCCCCCAUACACACAAAGUUUCUGUUUCUUACUCUAUUUCUCUUGAAGAUUGUAUUGUUAUUUUCAUAUUUGAUUUGUAAUAUUUGGUUUUGAUACUUCAGGAAGCACAAAAGGGUAAAAAAGCAAUUCUAAAA